AGGCUGCCCGGUCCCUGGAGAGACCCUUCCACCAGGAGGACCCACACAGCUCAUGGACUAUUCCACACCCAGGUGCAGCGUCUGGAGGGAACUAGUCCUUGUGGCCAGUCUGAUGGCCUGUGGGAUCCGUCAGGCCUCCAGCCAAAUCUACAUCAUCCCAGACACACUCGUAGGGGUAGAGGGAUAUCGGAGCUACCUGGUCCUCGGGAACGCCCCUGAGGAUGCUCAGGAAUAUAGCUGGCACCGGGGUGCAAAUGACACCGAGGGAAACAUGAUUAUCAGCUACGACAGCACGUCUGAUCCCGGCAGUAUGGGCAGUGGCCGGGAAGCCCUGUCUAACGCAGGUAACCUGCUGAUCAUUCGGGCUCAAUUAAAUGACACGGGGAACUACACUGUGCGGGUGGAUGCCAUCAGCGGGACCCAGAGAACAACUGGCUGGCUCAAGAUUCAAGAGUUAGAAAUCCCGGGCAUCUCGGUCAACGCCAGCUCCGUGGUAGAGGACAUGGAAUCCGUGGCUGCCGUCUGCGACACCAAUGCCACCAACGUCACAUGGUAUGUGGAUUACAUACCAGUGUCCAGCAAUAACCGGAUGACAAUCUCCCCAGACGGCAAGACCCUCAUCAUCCAAAGAUUCAGCCGCUCCGACAAACCGCUUCAGUGUGGGAUAGAAGUCCUCCCAGAGAUUAUUCAAAGAAGUGAACCCAUCUCUUUGACAGUGUUCUUUGGACCCUACUAUGUGCUGUUGUGGACCAAUCCGAAUGACUUCAAUGGCGUCCUGCCCGCUGAGAUCGGCUCCCAGGUGGAGAUGGAGUGUGUCUCCUACUCCAGACCAGAAUCCAAGUACCGCUGGAUGCACAAUGGCUCCCUCCUGAGCUUCUCAGAGAAAAACAUCACCCUCCUGAAUCUGACCUGGGACCAGAUGGGCAGAUACAGAUGCAUCGGGGAGAAUCCCGUCACCCAGCUGACCUUUCACCAGGAAGUCCAGGUGCAGGCGCCCUGGCGCAGGACCAUUGUUACCAAAACUUUCACCAUCUCAGGAACCUGGGUGGUGCUUCUCAUCUUGAUGACAGUCCUGGGAGGUGUCUUCUUCUGUAUCAUCCUGAUCCAUACCCUGAUCAAACAUUACUCCACCAGGUCACAUUGGGGUACAUGACCUCAGACCUGGAGGACAAGACCAGACGGGAAAAGAGCAAAUGGGAUUCCAACUUCUCCACUUCCUUAACCCGACAUGAUUGGACCAUCAGAGAUACUGCAAAUACGGCCCAUCUCGACCCUGCCAGUGACAGAGAAACAACGUAGACAUGCCUGACAACCGGGAAUUGCUUAAACGAGGCACAGCACAUGCUGAGCGAAUCUGUCACCGUUAGAAACCACGCUGGGGAAUGAUGCUUACUGACGGGGACAGUGUUUACAACUUGCUGCUACGUUAGGAAUGCAUAUCGCAGAACUGUGUGUGAUAGGCCCACGUUGUGAAAGGUGUAGAUUAGUUAAUUGAUGUAAUGAUAAUUUUACAUUAGGUGCGAAUGUGUUUUCUACGGUUUUAUGCGUACACACGUACACACACUCUCCGCAUACACACACACGUCUGUGCAAAAAUUUUGGACAAUGUUAACUAUCAACUGUGCUAUCUCAGUUUCUUUCUUUGCACUUUAAUGUAUAUUCUGAAGUGUUCUUUUUUCCUUCACAAAGUUCAUACCUUGUUCAUA
Molecule: messenger RNA, 1706 nt
Organism: Vicugna pacos (alpaca)
Lineage: Eukaryota; Metazoa; Chordata; Mammalia; Artiodactyla; Camelidae
Source: RefSeq, a predicted model, not a curated record